Molecule: messenger RNA, 1138 nt
Organism: Hydractinia symbiolongicarpus
Lineage: Eukaryota; Metazoa; Cnidaria; Hydrozoa; Anthoathecata; Hydractiniidae
Exons: 4
Coding region: 426-809 (127 amino acids)
Source: RefSeq, a predicted model, not a curated record
GCACGCGACUUUUAAUUAAUUUCUAUUCUGCACGCUUUUAGCCAAUCGAAUCCCGAGACACACCCCCUUCGGGGUGUUUUUUUCGAACGGGCCAAAACGCUUUAAAUAAAAAUGUCAUGAUUUGUAAGAAUAUUGUACGCAACGAAAUGCACAAGAAAAAACAAAAGGCAUUCGUACUAAUGUCAUUAAUACAUUUCUUACACAUGUGACAAUGUUUAUAAUUUCACCUAAUUAGUAAUAAAAAUGAAACAAAAGUAGGAAAUGUUUAUUUUCUUAAUGACAUCGUAUUACCGUUAUGUUUCUGCUCAGGCAUGCUCGUCAUUUCAGAUGGUUCAUGAAUUACUUCACUCAUCGUGUACUUCACUUGUAGUUGUGAGAUAGAUAUAUAAAAAGACUAAAAGUAAUAAAAAAUCAUUAGUUUAACGAUGUCGGUCAUUCCAGAUGUUUCCUUGGUCAUUUGUCUGGCUACGAAAGUUAUUUUGUUAGCGAUGUUUUGUCUAUCUAUCAAUAACAUCAUCCAUUUGACAAAAACAGACGAAAAUAUCAUCAUCAUCAACUUGACUAUCUUCUUCUUCCUUUUGUUACUUGUAAUCAUUUGGAAGUCUACUAAGGAAUGGAAAUACAACAUUAACACUAUUUUGGUACACGAACAAGAACUUCAUACCAGUCACAAAAAACAAACAUCCUUGCGUCAAACUGCGCUUAAAAGAUUCAAUACUGUGUCUAGUUUAAUUUUAAUUUAUACUCUAAGAACAUGCAAAACAAGUGGAGAACAUUUGCUCUUGAAGGAGAAAAUUACACAGGUAUGAAUUACUACAUAAUAAAAUAAUUAAUGUAGGUAAUUUGUUAGUAGUUUUUCACAAACGACGCCCAAAAUGUGUAAAAUCAUUGUUGCUAUUGUAAUGCUGACUUGAUUAAGACGUUUUACGCAAUAAGAAAGUAAGACACGGAGGAGAGUUUCAGACGUUUUAGUAAGAAAGAAGGUUGAUUUAUGGCUAUCUAAAAUAAAUAAAUAAAUAAAUUUUGUAUUUAUAUUGAUAUUAUCUUAUAGACAACUUAAUUUGCUUGUAUAUGUAAUAAAUAUUUUUUUAAUGAAAUCCACAACUUUUGAGAAAUAAUGAAUAUAGUGGUUUCUGAA